Sphaerulina musiva SO2202 is the source of this 711-nucleotide messenger RNA. RefSeq lists its product as uncharacterized. Gene Ontology annotation, biological process: error-free translesion synthesis; error-prone translesion synthesis. Lineage: Eukaryota; Fungi; Ascomycota; Dothideomycetes; Mycosphaerellales; Mycosphaerellaceae. Gene Ontology annotation, cellular component: nucleus. The annotation marks the transcript as partial. The transcript has 2 exons. The record is from RefSeq and is a predicted model, not a curated record. Gene Ontology annotation, molecular function: deoxycytidyl transferase activity; DNA-directed DNA polymerase activity.
AUGCCGUACAAGGCGCAAAUGGCGGCAAAGCCGUCCAAACAGAUCUUCGACCCCUUCAACAGCAGUGCCACCGGCCACCAGAGAGCAGACAACAGACUGGGCGGGAGUACUUCCUGGCGCGACUCACGCAGCCUUAAACUACGGGAGCAAUUCAGUGGAGGCAGCGGCGGCGGCAAGCGCAUGAACGACACUGUCGGCGCGGGAAGCCUUGAUUUUGGGCAAGAUGGGCGGACGGAAAAUGGCGGGUGGGAGAAGGGCGCCAAAGGUCUGCGGACUGCCGGCCAGCAGAGCAUUUGGGAGAGCAUGAAGUCCGAGACUAGGUUCCACGAAGACGACGAACCGAAACCACCUCCACCGCCGCAGAUCUUCGCGAAUCUAACCAUCUACUUGAACGGCUGCACUGCACCACUUUCAGACCACAAGCUCAAGCACUUGAUCAGCACACAUGGAGGCAACAUGUCCAUAUCUCUCGGAAGAAGAACGGUCACGCACGUCAUUCUGGGAAAAAUCAACGCCAAUGGCGGAUGUGGUGGCGGACUAGCUGGAACCAAGAUCCAAAAGGAAAUCGCAAGUCUACGAGCUAAGAGCGUGAAGUUUGUGACAGCAGAAUGGAUUGUGGACAGCAUCAAGGCUGGGAAAAGGCUACCUGAAAGCAGAUAUGAGGCAAUGAAACUGGCGCCCAAGGGAGUGGCGAAUAUUAGUACGCUAUUC